Messenger RNA from Ostrinia nubilalis (European corn borer), 821 nucleotides. RefSeq lists its product as uncharacterized. The coding region runs from base 480 to 821 and encodes 113 amino acids. The transcript is spliced from 3 exons. NCBI's taxonomy places the organism in Eukaryota, Metazoa, Arthropoda, Insecta, Lepidoptera, Crambidae. The record is from RefSeq and is a predicted model, not a curated record.
CAAAGUUUCAUAGUUCAUCGUAAGAUUAAAAAUAAAAUACUAUUAAAAUGUCAAUACUAAAACAGUUCCGCAUUUUUCGUUCUCAUCACUAAAACUCGUUCACCUUACCCUUGAUUUUCUCGUUCAAAUUACUGAAUUGAUAAUGCGGCUGACAUCUCCUAAUAGCUACCAUAUCACGUCCAUACAUCCAAAUUAUAAGUCGACACGGUUUUGACGCCUCAAAUAAAUCGCUGCGAUUUUUCUAUGUAAUUGUUAGUGAGUCAGAUUCGCACUGGAACGCCGCCCGCUGCCAACUACAACCCGUUUAAAUAUAGCCGCAAUUGACAAAUAUUCACAAGUACUGUAUUCCAUUGAGAUGCCCGCGAUUUUCUUAGUUUCGCAAUGAUUUCGGUGAUAUCAACACGAGUUAAGGAACCCGUGAGUGUGUAACGCGAAAACGUGUUGUGCUGUGUUAGAUAUACGGUUCAUAUUUGUGCAAAAUGAUCCGGAAGAGCGCGAGCUGUCAAGUGUAUCACCAAGUGACCUCUACAAGCAGUGAUGUGUCGACAUCUUCCAGUUCAUCGUCGGAAAUAACAGAUACUCCUUUGAGAAAGUUCAAUCGUGUGCUACGUUCGGCUGUAGCGCGCCACUGGUCCUACUUCAAGAAAAACAACCGGUUGAAGACCAGGGGCCGUUCCGUCUCCGACACCGGCAUCUGUGACAUCAUAAAUGAUGACUGGCAGCUGGCCUACUUGGAUAUCCCUGGGGGCACCCAGAGGCGGUCUCUACAAGUGUUUGGCCGGACGCCAUCCAUCGCCGUGCCCUCACUCUAUGUCACGUGA